CUCUCGCCGCCGUGAUCCCCUCUACGCGCCGCCACCAAAAACCCUAACCUGCGCCGCCGCGCUCACAGCAACCACGCACACCGCCGCAGCCACCAUGGCAGCCGUUCUCACCCGCCCGACGCCGGGCACCGUCCAGUGCUUCGGCCGGAAGAAGACCGCCGUCGCCGUGGCCUACUGCAAGCCCGGGCGCGGCCUCAUCAAGGUCAACGGCGCCCCCAUCGAGCUCAUCCGCCCCGAGAUGCUCCGCCUGAAGGCCUUCGAGCCGAUCCUUCUCGCCGGCAGGUCCCGCUUCAAGGACAUCGACAUGCGUAUCCGCGUCCGCGGCGGAGGGAAGACGAGCCAGAUCUACUCCAUCCGCCAGGCCAUCGCGAAGUCUCUCGUCGCCUACUACCAGAAGUACGUCGACGAGGCGGCCAAGAAGGAGGUGAAGGAGAUCUUCGGCCGCUACGACCGGACGCUCCUCGUCGCCGACCCGCGCCGCUGCGAGCCCAAGAAGUUUGGCGGUCGCGGUGCCCGCGCGCGUUUCCAGAAGUCGUACCGUUGAGCUCCGGCGAGAUCUCUUGUUGGGUUGGCGGCGGUGGCCUACUCCUUGCCUGCCUAUCUAUCUACCUUUUACCGCUAGUAGUUUGUUUUCUUUUGAACCAAUGAAUUGGAUAUGAUCUCUAAGAACUGUGAGUUGUCUGCAGUAUCCUGCCUAGUUGACGAAGGGGUUUUGCUAUCAUAAUCUUCUGUUAAUGAUGAAACUGAAUGUUCUGUUUGA
Molecule: messenger RNA, 760 nt
Organism: Triticum urartu
Lineage: Eukaryota; Viridiplantae; Streptophyta; Magnoliopsida; Poales; Poaceae
Source: RefSeq, a predicted model, not a curated record